GCUACCAGAACCCCCCCCAACUCCACCGUUUAACAUCUGUAAUGAAAUCUGUAAAAAUCUCUUUCCUUUAAACAGAUUGGGGGGGUUUGAUUUUUUGUUUUGACAGUCCCCCUGUUGUUAGAUUGAUCGUCAGAGAAACGUGCACGUUUAAGGUCCAUCUUCAGGGUGGGUCUAAAGCCACCCUGAAUGUUUAACGAGAAUGUUUAACGAGAGGGGCCCGGCUAUUCCUCUUUUUCCUCUGAAUAGAUUUUGACAGCGCAGCCGUGUUGUUGAUGACUUUGGCUGCUGAAUCACCGAGAGAGAGUUCUGGUGACGUUCUCCACAGUAUGAGCUCCAGUCGUGGAAGCAAGUCAUUGAAGAUCAAGAGGGAGCUGGGCGAGAAUUCUCCGUCGCUGAUGGACCAGGAGCUGGUGACCAUGUCGGUGCGGGAGCUGAACCACCACCUGCGCGGCCUGACCAAGGACGAGAUCGUCAACCUGAAGCAGCGGCGGCGCACGCUGAAGAACCGGGGCUACGCGGCCAGCUGCCGGGUCAAGCGGGUGACCCAGCGGGAGGAGCUGGAGCGGCAGAAGGCCGAGCUGGAGCGGGAGGUGGAGAAGCUGGCCGCCGAGAACGCCGGCAUGCGGAACGAGCUCGACGCACUGCGCUCCAAGUACGAGGCGCUGCAGACCUUCGCCCGGACCGUGGCCUGCGGGCCCACUAAGGUCAACACCACCAGCGUCAUCACCAUCGUCAAGUCGUCCAACUUCAAACGCUAGCACUGUGACAAAGGUGGGGUGGGGGGGGAACAGCCAGUGGAACCCACCCCCCCCCCCCCCCCCGCUCCACCACCCC
Molecule: messenger RNA, 834 nt
Organism: Amblyraja radiata (thorny skate)
Lineage: Eukaryota; Metazoa; Chordata; Chondrichthyes; Rajiformes; Rajidae
Product: transcription factor MafK
Exons: 3
Coding region: 273-758 (161 amino acids)
Biological process (GO): regulation of transcription by RNA polymerase II
Cellular component (GO): nucleus
Molecular function (GO): DNA-binding transcription factor activity, RNA polymerase II-specific; RNA polymerase II cis-regulatory region sequence-specific DNA binding
Source: RefSeq, a predicted model, not a curated record